Spea bombifrons (plains spadefoot toad) is the source of this 5327-nucleotide messenger RNA. It is a transcript of the gene ABCA5, whose product is annotated as ATP binding cassette subfamily A member 5. Lineage: Eukaryota; Metazoa; Chordata; Amphibia; Anura; Pelobatidae. The record is from RefSeq and is a predicted model, not a curated record. Gene Ontology annotation, molecular function: ATP hydrolysis activity; ABC-type transporter activity; ATP binding. Gene Ontology annotation, cellular component: intracellular membrane-bounded organelle; membrane. Bases 123 to 5039 code for a protein of 1638 amino acids. Gene Ontology annotation, biological process: transmembrane transport; lipid transport. The transcript is spliced from 39 exons.
CUCCUCCUACCCCGGGGCGGCCGAGCUCCUGCAGCUGUGCGGUCCCUGUCUGUAUCGGGGAGGAUCCCGGGGCCGUUACCAGGGAAACCGGGGACCGAGCAUCCUGCGCACAGUCUUACAAAAUGGCCUCGGAUAUCAACGAUAUCGGUGUUUGGAGACAAACGAAAAUUCUUUUGUACAAGAAUUAUCUCAUCAAGUGUCGGACAAAGAAGGACAGCCUACAGGAGCUGCUUUACCCCAUAGUCUGGUGGUUGAUCUCGUUGAUGUGGGUCGGCCUGAUGAAGCCAAGCAAACACUACGAGUCCACUCCCAGUACGUUACUCGGGGACCUCAAUUUCCAGACGUACCCGCCGCUGAAUAUCGGCUUCGCGCCAAGCAACAAUGUUACGCGGCACAUCAUGGAACUGGCGGCCUCCGAGUGCCUGAGAACAGAUGUAUCGCUGAGUCCGUAUCCCAACGAGGAGGCGCUAAAAGCCGCCAGCUCCGUUCUAGAAAAGCAAUUCUUCGGGGUGGUGUUUAAGGACUCCAUGUCGUACCAGCUGAAGGUUUUCCCGGAGUCCGUGCCGGGGUCUGCGUUUUAUUUAGAGCCAAGAGAGCCGUGCUAUUCCUGGAAGUGCGAAGCCGCUAUGUAUUUUUCUUCGGAGUUCACAUCUUUGCAAGCGUGCAUCAAUUCUGCCAUUAUCAAGCUUAAAACCAAUUAUUCUGCCUGGGAAGAGCUGAAAGGGACGCAGGUGGUCAUCAUGGGCGAGGAGUCGGCGGUGGAAGUGGUCACCUUCUACCGCGUCCUAAUGUCCAUAUUCCUGGUAAUGGCCUUUUCGCCGUUCAGUUGCUCCUUGGCCGUCCACGUCGUAGCCGAAAAGGAAAAAAAACUGAAGGAAUUCCUGAAAGUAAUGGGUCUUCACGACACUGCUUUCUGGCUGCCGUGGGUUCUCCUGUACACGUGUCUGAACUUGCUGAUCUCCGUGGUAAUGGCCGUUAUUACCACCGUCUUCUUCCCGUUCAGUAAAAGCAACACGUUCCUGAUAUUUCUGCUGUAUUCUCUGUACGGAAUUUCUUUGAUUUUAUUCUCCCUGAUGUUGACGCCGCUCUUCAAGAGGGCCAAGCAAGCAGGGGCCAUGGGCUUCAUGGCCACCAUGAUUCUCGGAUUCAUCGGCAUCUUCAUUGUCAUGAAGGAAGACUUCCCCAAAUCCUUUGUGUGGUUCUUCAGCCCGUUCUGUCCCUGCACAUUCAUGAUCGGAGUAGCCCAGAUUAUGCAUUUAGAAGGCUACGAAAAGGGUGCCCAGUUAGCGUAUCUGAAGGACGGUCCGUACCCGCUCAUAAUCACCUUUAUUUUCCUUGUUGUGGACAGCGUGAUGUACCUGCUUCUGGCUUCGUACCUUGAUCAGGUCCUGCCGGGGGAAUAUGGACUCAGACAGACACCUUUUUACUUUCUGAAACCAUCCUACUGGUCUAAGAAGAGGAGGAACUACGGAGAACUCAGCGAAAACAGUUUGAAUAGCAAUCAUAACCCAAGCGAUGUGAUGGAACCGGUAUCUGCAGAGCUUGAAGUCAAGGAGGCUAUCAGAAUCAAAUGCAUCGGCAAGACUUUCAAGAAGGAAGGGAAGCAGGUUGAGGCUCUUAACGGACUGAGCUUCACGAUAUACGAAGGUCAAAUAACGGCUCUGCUUGGACACAGCGGCACCGGAAAGACAACCCUUCUGAAUAUUUUAUGUGGUCUCUGCCCUCCGUGUGAAGGGUUCGCCACUAUAUACGGUCACAGAGUAACUGACAUAGACGAGAUCCUACAAGCCAGGAAGAUCACGGGAAUCUGCCAACAGAGCGACGUCCACUUUGAUAUUCUCACGGUGGAAGAGAACCUGUCCAUCUUUGCCUCGCUCAGAGGAAUUCCAGAGAAAACCAAGGAGCAGGAGAUAAAUAAGAUCCUUAACGAGCUGGACAUGCAGGUCCAGAAACACAAUCAAGUCCGGACGCUCAGUAUUGGGCAGAAGCGGAAACUGUCUCUGGGGAUAGCGAUUCUUGGGAACCCUAAGGUGCUACUUCUGGAUGAGCCCACAGCCGGCAUGGACUCGUGCUCAAGGUUUACAGUCUGGAACCUCUUAAAGAACAGAAAGGCAAACCACGUUAUUGUGUUCAACACGCAUUGCAUGGAGGAAGCUGACAUCCUCGCAGAUCGUAAGGCGGUCCUCUCACAGGGGACCCUGAAAUGCAUCGGUUCCUCCUUGUACCUCAAGAGCAAAUGGGGUGUUGGCUAUCGUUUAAGCAUGGACAUCAACGCAUCUUGCAACGUAGACUCUCUGACGGAGAUGAUCACGCGUCACAUACCAGGGGCAAGCGUAAUGCAGCAGACCGAGACGUCCCUCGUGUAUAACUUACCGCUCAGAGACACUGACAAAUUUCAAGGACUAUUUUCUGCUCUGGAAGGCGACUCCAUCGUCGGGAUGAUUACCUACGGAGUUUCCAUCACCACCCUGGAAGACGUAUUCUACAAACUAGAGACAGGGGCUGAAAUGGAUAAGACAGAUCACAGUAUUUUCAGCCGGCAAAAGUCGGAGGAAGACGUUAAAUCCAAGUCCAUGGAAGAGAUCGAGCAGAGCCUGCUAACACUGCCGGACCCGGGACCUUACUUGUUGAGCGGCCGGGCGUUGUGGAAGCAGCAGGUUGCCACGCUUGCCAAGUUACAUUUAAAGAACUUAUACAGAGAGAGAAAAUCCUUCCGAAGCGUGUCAUUGUUCCUCUUAAUGUUCCUAGCCGUCCAGGCUGCUGUGGGUAUUCUACAGCAGUAUUACCACCGAUUCCUGGCCCCCACCAAACUGGCUUCCGAUCUGUAUUUUCUGCGCCCCGGCCAAAAAAACCACAAGCAUCUCACAAGUCUUUUGGUGGAAAACUCCACAGGUACCAACAUAGAUGACCUGAUUGCGAAUCUGAACAGCCAGAAGAUUAAAGUUGAUAUAAUUAAUGAAAACGACAGUUUUUCUUUCUCUCCGCACAACGGCGCUCUAAACGUGUUUCGUUCAGGCGAGUCUUACACAUACGCGGUCGUUUUCAACAAAACCAUGAUCCACUCUUUGCCAGUCCUCGUGAGCAUCAUAAGUAACACUCUGCUCCGGCAGCUUCGUGUCAACGAGAGCAUCCAGACCUGGAGCAGCCCCUUCUACCAGGAAUUCCCAGACACAUCCGUCAGACUGGAUCUGUAUUUUCUAGUUGGCUUCCUUGGGGUCAUGGCGGUUAGCAUGUUGCCGUACAUCGCCAUGGAAAACACAUACAACCAUAAGGUUAAAGCGUACACCCAGCUGAAGAUGUCCGGCUUGUACCAGUCGGCGUAUUGGAUGGGACAAGCGGUGGUGGACGUCCCUCUAUACUCUCUGAUCCUCCUCAUAAUGAUUGGAAGCUUGCUUUUAUUUAACACAGGGAUAUAUCUGUAUGCUGGAACGCUUGUGACCUUGAUUUUCUGCACGAUCGGAUACAUUCCUGCCGUGAUUCUCCUGACCUACGUGCUUUCUUUCACCUACAAGAAAAUACAUGACACGCGGCAAUGGUGGUCUAUAGUCUUCUCGCUGACCGUUGCGUCGUCCAACACUAUUACAGAAAUAGCCCUGCUUAUUGGGAACGAUAUGAUAGCCACGAUCUUCCAUGACAUCUUCUGCCUCUUUAUCCCAAUUUACCCUCUCAUAGGCUGUCUGACUUUCUUCAUAAAGAUGUCUUGGAAUGUGUCCCAUAGCGAGGAGAACAGUUAUACCCAGCUGGGAAGGCUACUGGUGACCGUUAUAUCCCCAUACAUGCAAUGCGUGAUUUUAUUCUUUAUCCUCCGUUAUCUCGAAAUGAAGAACGGUGGGAAAGCUUUAAGGGAAGACUCAAUUUUCAGGACCAAAGCCAAAAAAAAAAAGGUGUGGAAAUUCGCCGAAGUUGCCGAGGACGAGGAUGAAGACGUUCGCUUGGAGAGGAUGAGAGCGGCAGAAUCCAUGACGGCAGAAUGCAACGAGAAACCAGCUAUUCUGAUAAGCGGAUUACACAAAGAAUACGAAGAAGCCGGCAAAACGAUCCUAGGGAAGACUAUGAGGAAGCUGGUGGUAAAUAACGUCUCCUUCUGUGUCAAGAAAGGAGAGAUUUUGGGAUUGGUAGGUCCAAACGGAUCUGGAAAAAGCGCCCUGCUUAACAUUCUGGUUGGACAAGCAGAACCGAACGCCGGGCAGGUACUGGUGGGAGAUGAGACGAGGAGAGGGUCCGGCGCGGUGAGAUUUGUAGGUUAUACCCCCCAGACGAGUUAUCUCUGGCCUGAGAUAAGACUCCAAGAACAUCUUGAGAUCUAUGGAGCCAUCAAGGGUAUGAGCAGCAGCGCCCGUGCAGACAUCUCGAAGAGAAUAAUCGACACUCUGGACCUGAAUGAACACAAACGGAAUCCGUCCAAGAACCUGUCAACAGGAACCCAGAGAAAGCUGUGUUUCGCACUGAGCAUGCUGGGCAAUCCCAACAUCGUGUUACUGGAUGAACCGUCCACUGGCAUGGAUCCCACGGCCAAGCAGCGCAUGUGGAAACUGAUCCGAGCCACAUUCAAAGGCAAGGAACAAGCCGCGUUGCUCACCACCCAUUACAUGGAGGAGGCAGAAGCUGUCUGUGACCGAGUGGCUAUCAUGGUGUCUGGAAAACUGAGAUCCAUCGGCUCAGUUCAGCACCUGAAGAGCAAGUACGGACGCCAUUUCUCUCUCGACUUGAAGCUUGAAGCAGACGCCGGCGUUGACAAAGCAGCUUUGGUCCAUACCAAGAUCCUUCAGAUCUUCCCCAGCGCGAGUCGCCAGGAGAGGUUCGCUUCGCUGUUGUCUUACAAAAUUCCCAAAGAUGACGUCCAGUCGCUGUCACAGGCAUUCGCCCAACUGGAGCAAGUAAAACGUGGGUUUGAUAUUGAAGAGUACAGCUUCUCUCAAUCAACACUCGAACAGGUCUUCAUCGAACUGGCAAAGGAACAAGAAGGUGAGGACUGCGUGGCGACAAUGAACAGUACCUUGUGCUGGGAGAGAAAGCAGGAGGACAGAGUUGUCUUCUGAAUACGUCCACCUCGUCCAAAACCAACGCGCGCGUGCUAGCUUCUUUAAGUAUCUCUAGUCUUAACCCUUUUCACGCUCGAGGGGCACUGCUGUUCCCGCUAUUGUUGACCUCUCCGGCAGCGAAGGUGUGAUAGGGAAUCUGUGGCAGAAAGGGUUAAUAAUGACGUAUCUUGAGGAAGCGGUGGGUUUAUGUUUCUGACCCGUAAUGCGGGGCAUGGAAGCCGCAUUCCCGACAGGCCACUUCUGACCCAGACUUUGCCUCAGCUGUAGGCAGGGCAGAAAAAAUAA